This is a messenger RNA of Salvelinus sp. IW2-2015, 484 nucleotides long. Its product is annotated as pro-glucagon-like. The record is from RefSeq and is a predicted model, not a curated record. Gene Ontology annotation, cellular component: extracellular region. Lineage: Eukaryota; Metazoa; Chordata; Actinopteri; Salmoniformes; Salmonidae. Gene Ontology annotation, molecular function: hormone activity; glucagon receptor binding. Gene Ontology annotation, biological process: positive regulation of insulin secretion involved in cellular response to glucose stimulus; adenylate cyclase-modulating G protein-coupled receptor signaling pathway; negative regulation of apoptotic process.
ACAAGUCUUCAAGACUCAGGCUAGGUUAAUGUGAUUUGCUCAUGCUCUUCUCCCUGUUUCUCCAGUGAGGGGACGUGACCAGACCCAGAGCCAGGGAUGUGUGGUUCAGUGUGGUGUCUGCUGCUUCUGUUGCUCUGUCCUGGUACUGAUGAGAUGGUGCUGGAGGACAAAGCCUUAGCCAGCCAAUCAGGGUGGCGUACAUAUGAGCUGCAGAAAGGACAGAAUGGCAUCAACAGCUUCAAAAGACAUUCAGACGGAACUUUCACCAAUGACUACACCCACUACCUAGAUAAGAUCAAGGCUAAAGACUUCAUACAGUGGCUGACCAGCACCAACCGAGAGAAAUGCAAGGAGCUUCCCCUCAACCUAGAGGGGGUGUGAGAAGACCCAGACACCACCAGAAGUGCCACAAGGACGUUUACUAGCUACUUAACAUCAUAUACAGCAGUGGAGGCUGUUGAGUGGAGAACGGCUCAUAAUAAUG